AUGGUUUCUAGUUCUUCGUUUGUUAUGCGCUCAAACAACUAUUCAGCUGAUGUCUUGCCUGAAGUGUUUCCCUCAUUCACAGUUCAGGAUCAAAUGAAUAAUGGCUCAUUGCUAAGCUCAGGGAGCAUUCAGACAAGUGUGAACAGUGAUAUGGGCAUUCGGUCCAAGAUGAUGCACCCAUCGAAUCUUUCCUCCGGCCUCUCUAAUCACAGCACGUUCCAGGCGGAAGAUCGUUCUCGGACUAACCUCAUAAUCAAUUACCUACCUCAGAGCUAUGAUCAAGGCGACCUCCAGCGCCUCUUCGAACGUAUCGGCCCAAUCAGACAAUGCAAGCUCAUCCGUGAUAAGGUACGCUACGCCUUUAUUUAUUUUGCAGAACACUGUAUUGCAAUCCAAACAUAUCAUGGGUAUGAAACUGAGCAAAAACGCCUCCGUGUCGCGUAUGCAAGUUCUGGUGGGCGGCGCGGGACGAAUGCAAACCCAAAUCAUCCUUCAUUGCCUCUAGAUUCUGCCCAAAGACAAUCUUUUUUGAGUCAAGCUAGCGCUGAGUCUGCUGUAUUAAGGCUCAAUAACGUCCAGGCUUCAGAUUGGAUUAGUCCCCUGUGUAUUCGACUGAUCGGUUCAGUGACAAAAGAAACUCUUGCUUUGUUUUGCCUUUCUCGACAAUCAGUUCUUAACCAAAUGCCUCUUGGUGACCCGAGCUCCGAGGCUGCUGUUUUGAAUAGCAUUCUUUCCACGUCCUUGCGCAGGAAUAUCUUAAAUGCUCCUUCAAAUGUUAAUGUUACGGACUCUCUUAUAGACCGAUUUGCAGGCCUAAAUGUUGACGGGAUCGUGGAUAAUUGCUUCGAUGGUCAUUCAGAUGUUAAAGGCCAGUCUUAUGUUCCUUUGUCUCGUCCUAUUGUUCGCACAAAAGGUGCAUCAUUGCUCGACAGCAGUCCUGCUCUCGGAUAUUGCUCAAACGGUUUGCAUAGUCUGGAUUCCUUUGAUGGGUCUCAUCAGUCGAGUCAGGAUAGAUCCUCUCCCCGAAACUCCUUUGAAAUGAAGUCUCAUCCUUGUGUUCGCCAAUUUCUUGAAGCGCGUGAUAUUGAAACAAAAUCUCCAUUAUGGGCUUCGACAACCUUAUCCAGCGGCUCCAGUCAGCAACGCAUGGGUGGUGGAUCUUUCAUCAACCGUUCUAAUAUAUCU
This is a messenger RNA of Protopolystoma xenopodis, 1185 nucleotides long. The record is from the annotation of a GenBank genome assembly. Lineage: Eukaryota; Metazoa; Platyhelminthes; Monogenea; Polystomatidea; Polystomatidae.